Messenger RNA from Sinocyclocheilus rhinocerous, 597 nucleotides. Its product is annotated as RNA-binding protein 34-like. Gene Ontology annotation, molecular function: rRNA binding. The transcript has 6 exons. The coding region runs from base 1 to 567 and encodes 188 amino acids. Gene Ontology annotation, biological process: maturation of LSU-rRNA from tricistronic rRNA transcript (SSU-rRNA, 5.8S rRNA, LSU-rRNA). Lineage: Eukaryota; Metazoa; Chordata; Actinopteri; Cypriniformes; Cyprinidae. The record is from RefSeq and is a predicted model, not a curated record. Gene Ontology annotation, cellular component: nucleolus.
AUGAAUCUGAAUGUUGUAAUCUGCAGAGAGAGCGCUCUACAGAAUGCAGAUGAUGAAGGACAAGCGAGUGCAAAGCAAGUCAGACGCAAACGUCCAGCUGUGACGGAUGAAGCGACAGAAGAGGAGCGGCCCGUCAGACACAGAAAGACCGUGAAGAACAUGGCAGAGGAGCGAAUCAAAACUAAACGGACGAGAACAUGGCAGAGGAGCGAAUCAAAACUAAACGGACGGUGUUUGUGGGGAACCUGCCUCCCAGCUGCACCAAGAAGGAGAAAAGUUCACCCCAAAAAAACGAGUAUUAAUGCAUACAUCGUCUUCAAAGAGGAAGAAGCAGCGGCUGGCGCUCUGAGAAGGAAUGGGCAGGAGAUUCAGCUGGGGUUUCAUAUCCGAGUGGACCGUGUCUCUCGGCACACUGGACUCGAUCAUAAAAGGUCGGUAUUUGUGGGAAAUUUACCGUAUGAUGUGAUGGAGCCUCCGGUGCGCGAACACUUCGAGGACUGUGGGAAUGUGGAGGCGGUGCGUUUGGUGCGAGACAGAGAUUCUGGGAUGUAUAUUAAGUCAUAUUAAAAAAUAUUAACCCUAUACAGGGUACAAACG